Syngnathoides biaculeatus (alligator pipefish) is the source of this 5669-nucleotide messenger RNA. RefSeq names its product mitogen-activated protein kinase kinase kinase 9 (gene map3k9). The record is from RefSeq and is a predicted model, not a curated record. The coding region runs from base 254 to 3181 and encodes 975 amino acids. Gene Ontology annotation, biological process: protein phosphorylation. Gene Ontology annotation, molecular function: protein binding; JUN kinase kinase kinase activity; ATP binding. NCBI's taxonomy places the organism in Eukaryota, Metazoa, Chordata, Actinopteri, Syngnathiformes, Syngnathidae. The transcript is spliced from 11 exons.
ACGAACACCAAUCAGAAGUCGGGAGGUAUUCGCGUGUUGUGCUGAUUGGCUUAAAACGCGCAGUCGAAGCAGCUGAUUUUUUUUUAUAUCAUUUGAUAGGACCCACGAUGAUGGCGCAUUUUACCCACAAUGCAGCUCGGCUGCGCGCGCAGGAUUAGCCGCGAGUUACGAUAGCUAGCUAGGCAGCUAGCCGCCAGCGGGUGAAUGCGCCUGCCGCUGCCGCCGGCUUCAGGCCGGCCCAUGGACCGCCUCCAUGGACACUCCCCACAAAGCGGCUCCGGCGGAGCGCACGUCGACACCCGGGCCGCCGGGCGUCCCCUCCUCGGAUGAAGCGAAUAUUUUCCGCUGGCCCAGGCCGGAGGCGGAAAAUGGGGAGACCGGCGCCGAGCCCGAGAGGGCACCUGGCGGCCGCUGGACGGCCGUGUUCGACUACGAGGCGACGGCGGACGACGAGCUGAACCUCCGCCGGGGGGACCUGGUGGAGGUGCUGUCCAAAGACUCGCUGGUGUCCGGAGACGAGGGUUGGUGGACCGGUGUUGUGGCCGACCGGGUGGGCAUUUUCCCCUGCAACUAUGUCAGUAGGGGCGUGCCGGAGGAGAGGCGGGCCGCGUCGUCGCAGGAAGUGCCCCCCUUGCACCUCUUGGAGAUCGACUUCUCCGAGCUGGCCCUGGAGGAGAUCAUCGGCGUGGGCGGCUUCGGCAAGGUGUACCGGGCGGUGUGGCGCGGCGCCGAGGUCGCGGUGAAGGCGGCGCGGCGGGACCCCGACGAGGACGCCGAGCAGACGCUGGCCAGCGUGCGGCAGGAGGCCAAGCUCUUCGCCAUGCUGGAGCACGCCAACGUCAUGGCGCUGCUGGGCGCGUGCCUGCGCCAGCCCAACCUCUGCCUGGUGAUGGAGUACGCCCGGGGGGGCGCCCUCAACCGGGCGCUGGCAGGCAAACGGGUGCCGCCCUGCGCCCUGGUGGACUGGGCGGUACAAGUCGCCCGGGGUAUGCGCUACCUGCACGACCAGGCCAUCGUCACCAUCCUCCACAGAGACCUCAAGUCCAGCAAUGUCCUCAUCCUGGAGAGGCUCGAGAGGGACGAUGACCUGAGCAACAAGACGCUGAAGAUUACUGAUUUUGGGCUGGCGCGCGAGUGGCAGCGCACCACCAAGAUGAGCGCGGCGGGCACGUACGCCUGGAUGGCGCCCGAGGUCAUCCGCUCGUCCACCUUCUCCAAGGGUAGCGACGUUUGGAGUUACGGCGUGCUGCUGUGGGAGCUGCUGACGGGCGAGGUGCCAUUCCGGGGCAUCGACGGCCUGGCGGUGGCUUACGGCGUGGCCAUGAACAAGCUGGCGCUGCCCAUCCCGUCCACGUGUCCGCAGCCCUUUGCGCGCCUCAUGGAGGGCUGCUGGAGCUCAGACCCUCACUCCCGACCGCAUUUCGCCGACAUUCUGGGCCAGCUGACCGCCAUCGAGGAGUCGGGAUUCUUUGAGAUGCCGCCCGAGUCCUUUUGCUCGUUGCAGGACGACUGGAAGCUGGAGAUACAGGAGAUGUUUGAUCAGCUCAGGACCAAGGAGAAGGAGUUGCGUUCGUGGGAGGAGGAGCUGACGCAGGCGGCGCUGCAGCAGAAGUGCCAGGAGGAGGCGCUGCGGCGGCGCGAGCAGGAGCUGGCCGAGCGGGAGAUCCACAUCCUGGAGCGCGAGCUCAACAUAAUCAUCCACCAGCUGUACCGCGAUAAGCCGCACGUGGAGCGCCGCCAGGGAAAGUUCCGGCGCCACCGCCUCAAAGUCAAGGACGGCAACAGGAUCAGCCUGCCGCUGGAUUUCCAGCACAAGAUCACUGUGCAGGCCUCGCCGUCACAUGACCGUCGCAGGAGUUUGCUCAGCAGCGGUUCCAGCCCGCCAACCAGCCCGCCACUGCUCCCUCGCCUGCGAGCCAUACAGCUUACGCCACGGGAAGGUUGCUGCGGCGGCUGGGCUCGCGGUGCAGGCGAAGAGGAGGUCGAAAGGAGGGGCUCCAGGAAGAAGGGCAGGACGGGAGGCUGCGGACCGCAGCGGGAGCACAGCGCCGACGCCAGCGUGAGAGCCGCCGCCGAGGGCAGCCGCCAGCGUUCCUGCAGCGCCCCCAACCUGCGCCGUUCCCCGAGACACAGCCCCGCCGUGCCGGGGGUGCCCAGCCUCCUGGAGAGUGAAAAUGAAGACUGCUGCUUCGUGAGCCGUUCUGGAGCGCUGCCAACUCAGUCGUACCUGUGCCCCCCCAGCCAAGACUACGACCAAUGGGAAGCCGGCGAGGAUCCCUUUGAGGACGUCCACGUUCCGGGAGCCACGGGCAGCCGCAAGAGCCCCGGCAGCGGUCGGCGCACGGACCUGGUGCUGCUCGCCUGCGGCUCCGUGCUUGCGGCCGUGGCCCUGGGUGAGAGCCUGCUGACGUUGCCCCGUCCCGAGGAGGGCAGCAAAUCGCGCUGGGACGCCUUCUUCCACGCGCACAGACUAUUUCGGCGGGACAGCCCGCUGCGGAUUCCGCCGUCUUCGCCUUCAGACCGCGACUCGUCCACGCGCUCGCUGCUGCGUUCUGUCGGCGACGACCCGCCAGCCGUCCCCCCUGCCCGUUGUCACGGCAACCUGCUGGUCAACACCCACCUGGAGAGCUUCAAGCGAGAUCCACGGCAGUCGCUCACCCCCACGCACGUGCCCUGCGCACCCGGCGCCGGCACCGCACGCACCGGGAGCCUGCGACGCACGCCGUCUGAUGGCGCCAUCCGGAAGAGCUGCCCGCAGAACAACCUCGAACCUUUGCCGGAGAAAAGCAUCUUGGAGAACACGAGGAGCACCUUCCGAGGUUUUGCCGACAACUUCUCGGCCGUCCCCCGCCUCCCGGACCCCAACGUGGUGUUCCCGCCCACCCCCCGCCGGCGCUGCGCUCCCGAGCGUCCUAAAACCUUGGACAUCCUGGCGCGGCCUCGGCCCUCGCCGCGGCCUCGCUGCGACGCCUUCCGCCCUGAAGUGCGGGGCCGCGGAGGGGGCGGCGACUCUCCGGCGGCGCACACCUCCAGCACGGAGACGCCGCAGACUGCAGAGGAGCCCCCCACGCCUUACUACCCCGACAGGGGGCGCAACCUGCUGGACGCUGAGGACGAGGGCCAGUGCCGGGACGGCACCGUGCCGCUGUGCAGCAAAGACUCGGAGGGGUACAGGUCUUGACUUUUGAACACAAUGCUCACUUAAUCCCAAAUCACUAUAUAAGGACUUUUGUAAAGUCCACAAAAAGUUCCACUCAUGACGGCGUCGGGAAUGAUUGAUUGAGUCCGAGCGCAGUCGCUGUGUUCUGAUCCGUUCUCUCGUUCCCCACGUCCCAAUCACCAUACAGUGAAACCUCGAUUUUCUUGAGUAAUCCGUUCCAAAAACAAUUACCGUAAUUCCCGGCCUACAGAGCGCACCUGGUUACAAGCCUCACCGAGUACAUUUGUAAAGGUUCAUACAUAUUUGUAAAGGAAAUACCAUUUGGUACAUACGUACGGCGCAGGUGCCCACAUUGAAACCUGCAUAGAAACGAUAGAUAUUUACAAAGAAAGACGGUACACAGAAAGAAUUUAACUCUAGUGCUAACGGUAACAGGGCCGGUUGAAAUAAAACUUGCCGGUAAAUAUCACUGAGACACACCAGUAACACAGCAGCAACGUGCUAGCACAGCGCUAAUGCUAGCGCAGCGCUAACAUGGCUGGUUAAAAUAAAAGUUUAACGAUUAAUGUCAUUGAGACACGCCAAUAACACAGCAGCAACACACUAGCACAGCGCUAACAGUAGCGCACCGCUAACAGGGCCGGUUGAAAUUAAUCUUACCGGUAAAUAUCACUGAGAGAUGCCAGUGACACAGCAGCAACACGCUAGUUGCGUGCUAACACUUGUGCUAAUGCUAACAGGGCCGGUUUAAUUAAAACUUACCAAUCAAUAUUACUGUGACACAGCGGCAACACGCUAGCUCAGUGCUAAUGCUAGCGCAGCGCUAACAGGGCCGGUUGAAAUAAAACUUGCCGGUAAAUAUCACUGAGACACUCCAGUAACACAGCACCAACACGCUAGCACAGCGCUAACCCUAGCACAGUGCUAACAUGGCUGGUUAAAAUGAAACUUACCGGUAAAUGUCACUGAGACGCUCCAGUAACACAGCGGCAACACGCUAGCUCAGUGCUAAUGCUAGCGCAGCGCUAACAGGGCCGGUUGAAAUAAAACUUGCCGGUAAAUAUCACUGAGACACUCCAGUAACACAGCGGCAACAUGCUAGCACAGCGCUAACGCUAGCGCCGCGCUAACAGGGCCGGUAAAAGUCAGUUCCUCAGCACAUGUAUUCCACCGGUCCCAUUUUUACCUUUUCCACUCGAGUGCCCAUCUGCAGCCCGUUAGGAAAAAAUGCACGAAUUAGCCGCAUCACCGCUGAAACCGCAGGGUUGAAAGCGUGUUUGGGGGGGGGGGGGGGGGUGUCGCGGCUUGUAGGCCGCAAAUUACGGUAAUCAGUCCCAGACUUUUGCUAUAGGUAAGAAAACAUUUCACCUCCUCAGCAUAUUAGCGUUGUUACCGUGUUAUCUAUCAUAUGCUGUAUGCAGGAAAAAAGUUUUUAUGAUAACAGAGCGGCUGUACAACAUCUGGGGUACAAUUUUGAGGGAAAAAAAAACUCAACAGAAUUGUAUGAAAUCCGAGGUUCCGAUAUAUUUGGACUCUGUAGAUUGCUAAAAAUCCUUAUAUGGUGAUCUGGAAGUCGGGAACGAGUGAACGAUUCCAAACGCUUCAGAAUGAUUCGCUCGUUUCCCGAUUCACUAUAAUCACAAAGUUAAAAAAAAAAAAAAAAAAAGCAUCAUGAAUGUACACGCGCCGGAUUGACUCGCAGUUGUUGGGCGUUCACGUUUGAAGUCGGGCGACACGUCACGAAUGCGCCAUUCACACGAAAGCCGCUGCAGCUCGCCUGCGGCCUACUUAAGGGGAACGUCGAAUAUGUAUUCUGCAUCGUUUAUCAUAAGCGCAGCGCAGGUGAGGAGCAUUCCAAUGCACGUGUGGCUAUCCUGAAACUACUACAAGGGACAUCACUAUAAGCUGUAUUUAUUACUUAAGUUUUUUUACCAUGUUUGCCUUCAUUUUUGACCCACUUCACUGCAAUCUUAAAUUAUGAAAAUUGUAAAUCCUUUUCUUUAUUUAUUUGCCUACCAAAUGCAGUCACUAGAGUAGAAUUUUAAUUUUUUUACUGUGAUUAUCGGGACGAAUUCCACAAAUAUAAAUACAGUAGAUUGCAAAAAUGUAUUAAUAUGAGUAUUAAAAGUCCCCCCCAAAACAAAAUUGAGCCUCAAAAAAUAUAAUAUAUAUAUAUAUAUAUAAUUUGAAAUUAUUUAGGAUAAAAAGAAUGAACAUCCAACACUGUCAAAAAAAAAAACUUGGAAAUAAAAAAAAUGAGGCUCCCAAAAAUGAACAUCGAAACACAAAAUUGAGGAUCAAAAGAUGUUAUUUUUAAACAUUUAAUUUUAAUAAUUACAAACUGAGGCUCACAUCUCAAAAAGACCACCAGCAACAACAGCACAGGGGUUCACAGUUCUGAUGAUUGGGGGUUCAAAUCCCAUUCCUGCCCCUGUGGAGUUUGCGUGUUCUCUCCGUGGCUGUGUGGGCUUUACCUGGGCACUCCCCCCCCCCUCCCCCCAAAAAAAAA